Cuscuta europaea is the source of this 1784-nucleotide messenger RNA. NCBI's taxonomy places the organism in Eukaryota, Viridiplantae, Streptophyta, Magnoliopsida, Solanales, Convolvulaceae. The record is from the annotation of a GenBank genome assembly.
AGCAAUUUCAAAAGUAAACACUUGUGAAAUACAGUUGCCAUUUAAUUCCUAGGGCAGCCGCCCACUGAAUGUGAUCUAUAGUGCAAGUGGCGCAAGAAAUAAAUUAAAGGUUUAGCGUACGAACUGUCACGGUCUUUAUGCAUCUAAUCUAAUCUAAUGCUUCCAUAAAAGUUCAUAGCUUUUAUGCAACAAAUAACGGAGUAAUUUUUUAGAACCCGCGGUGAUGGGUUGUUGGCUUGUGGCUAGCUGCUAAAAAAUCAUUCGUAUCGCUAAAAAUAAAGUCUUUGAGCUCUGGAAUUUCUGUGAUAUGGUGUAAAGUGUGUGUUUGGAAGAAGAAUAUGAUGAUCCAAGAAAAGGGUCAGAAGAAAGAGUGUCGUUUACCGACCACCGAUGGAUCACCGGCGGCGAGGAAGAAGAGAGGAUGCGAAUUAGUGUCUUAUCAAGAAUUGCCAGAAUAUAUGAAAGACAAUGAAUUUAUUCUGAAUUACUACAGAGCCGAAUGGCCCCUUAAACAAGCCCUUUUCAGCAUUUUUCGGUGGCACAAUGAAACUCUCAACAUUUGGACGCAUUUGAUUGGUUUUGCUCUGAUUUUGGUACUGAUUGUGGCAAAUUCUUCCCAUUUAUAUCAGUUAGCUGAUUUCAUGACAGUGGUCUUAAGGCAACAGAACUUCCCUGCUGGUUCAGAGGCCAAGAUUUCUAGGAAUACAAAGGAUAUUUUGCAGGGAGUGCCAACUCGGAUGGUUGAUUGGAUGAUAACAGGUAAAGAAUCACAAAUAGACAUAAAAACAGGAGAGAUGAGUGCAGCAUCAACAUGGCCAUUGUACGUCUUCUUAGCGGGUUCAGUGUUCUGUUUCCUAUCAAGCAGCAUAUGCCACCUCUUCUGUUGCCACUCCCAACCCAUGAACCUUGUACUGACCCAAAUGGACUAUGUAGGAAUAGCCGUCAUGAUAUUCACCUCCUACUUCCCUCCCAUGUACUACAUCUUCCAAUGCUCCCCACCCUGGCACAUCGUCUACCUAACCGGAACCUCCAUCAUUGGCAUAUGCAUUACCCUCACUCUCCUAACUCCCGCGUUUGCAAGGGGUAAAUACAGGUCAUUUCGGGCCUGUUUAUUCAUUGCCAUGGGGCUAUUUGGGCUUAUUCCCGCUAUCCACGCUCUGGUUGUAUACUGGAGCGACCCUUACAGGAAUGUGAUGCUAGCUUACGAGGGAGCCAUGGCUUUGUUUUACAUCAUUGGGGCGAUGUUCUAUGUGAGCAGAAUUCCAGAGAGAUGGAAACCAGGGGCGUUUGAUUUAGUUGGGCAGAGUCACCAGAUCUUUCAUGUGUUUGUCAUCUUUGGUGCUUUGGCACAUUACGGUGCGGCGCGCGUUUUCCUGGAGUAUCGCAGCAGGCUCGGUUGCCAUCGAGGGGAUUAACUUGUUUGCCGCAUUAUUUGAGGGACAUGCUCACUGUAUUUAUUGGUAGCACUUUUUGUUCCUAAACACAUGAGAGACUGAACACUGUAUGUGUGAGCUUGCAAAAACAAAAUGUUGUUAGUUUUAAAGGAGGUUAGAAAAACUAAAACUGGUGGUUAGAAGUUGUCAUACUUAUUCUUGCAGUCUUUCAUUGAAUUCCUGCUUUCACAUAAAUUAAAAUACUACUCCGAAGUCCCAAUACGGAGUACUUGUAUAGUUGUAUUAAUUGAUUCUUAGGUUGUUCAAUGAAUUACUCCGUCUGUCCCACUGUCCACUGUAUUGUCAACAUUUCUUUUUUGUAUAUCCCAAAAAAAUAUCACUCUCUUUUAA